AUGUUGGAUCUUCUUAAAUCCCUCCUGGGUUUCGCCAAAAAAAUCCCAGCGCCCGCCCCGGGACUCAAAAGGGAACAGGAAUGCUAUUUCCUUACUCGCCUACCCCCGGAAAUCCGCAUACAGAUCUACAAAUGCUUAUUCGACCGCGACACAAUCCAUCUCCUCCACAACAAGGAACAAAUCAGUCACAUCCGCACGCCCGAACGGGGCAGAACGAGAUUCAUGUACGCUCCGUACUCCGUACGAAAACCAGAAAUCUCCAGCAUCCUCUUAACAUGUCGCCAAAUCCACAGAGAAGCUGCUCCUCUGUUCUACUCCAGACCCAUAUUCCGGGUUUCGCUGCAAGAGACAUGGAACGUAUUCGCCAAGCUCAUCGGGCCGGAGAACCUGUCGAAUGUGCGAUCCCUGCAGGCUCCCGCUAACCUGCAGGUGCAGAGUUUGGCCGGGCCCUCUUGUGUCAAUAGCCAGCCGAGAACUGGAUCGAUGGCAUGGACAUCUGCUUCGGCGGGCGGCAGUUACAAGGAGGACGAGAGAAAAGUCCACGAUGAAUUCUGCGAAGUGUUGACCUCUAAGAUGCGGGGUCUCAAAGAUUUGAUGCUCGUUUUGGUGUCGCUGCCUGAGGGGCUUUCGCGGUCGUUGGAGGCAGAGUGGCACGCUCCCUUCCAGAGAAUGAGAGGCCUUCAGAUGUUUUCGCUUGAGAUCCGGAAUGAAAGGGAUGCAGAGGCUGAGGAUACCAGGGAAUUAGUCAGAUUUCUGAAGGAGACUGUUUGCGCGCCGAGAGAUGAUCAUUGUUAG
This is a messenger RNA of Paracoccidioides lutzii Pb01, 795 nucleotides long. RefSeq lists its product as hypothetical. The transcript has a single exon. The record is from RefSeq and is a predicted model, not a curated record. The coding region runs from base 1 to 795 and encodes 264 amino acids.